Molecule: messenger RNA, 3113 nt
Organism: Pangasianodon hypophthalmus (striped catfish)
Lineage: Eukaryota; Metazoa; Chordata; Actinopteri; Siluriformes; Pangasiidae
Gene: epn3a
Product: epsin 3a
Exons: 11
Coding region: 455-2356 (633 amino acids)
Biological process (GO): endocytosis
Cellular component (GO): plasma membrane; clathrin vesicle coat; endosome
Molecular function (GO): phospholipid binding; clathrin binding
Source: RefSeq, a predicted model, not a curated record
CCCCACACCCUCACUUCACUUUCCCCUGCUUUUCCAGGCUUUAGGGCUCUAGGUGUUUAGGUUCGUCGGGUUUUUUCUUCACUUCACACCCCAAAAAAAUCAGAGCACAUCCUGAAACUAGAAACCCGCCUAGUCCUGCCUGCACUCAGUGUGCGUUAGGUGUGUGUGUUAGGUGUGUGUGUGUGUGUGUGUGUUGCGGAAAGUCUCAGCAGGAAUAACAGCGCAGGAGAGAUGUGGAAAGGUUGCGCACUUCUGGCCAGGAUCCUGAAGUUGGGACGGAUGUGACGAGCCAUGAUGAGAGGAGGUCCAUAGCCUAGUGGACUCUGAUGCUGAAUUUGGGCAACGCGAUCCUCUUCAGUCCUCAAAGCUACACUGAAUCAUCUCUGUACCCUGAGCUCUCUUAAAGAGGAGACCAGAGAGGCAAUAUUGUCCCAUUAACAUCGAUUAAAACACCAUGACGACGUCGUCCUUGCGCCGCUCCGUGAAGAACAUCGUAAACAACUACACGGAGGCGGAGAUCAAAGUGCGAGAAGCGACCUCCAAUGACCCAUGGGGUCCUUCGGGUUCACUCAUGAUGGAGAUCGCCGAGCUGACGUUCAACGUGGUGGCCUUCGCCGAGAUCAUGGGUAUAAUCUGGAAGCGCAUGAAUGACCACGGCAAGAACUGGCGUCACGUCUACAAGGCGCUGACGCUGCUGGAUUAUCUGGUGAAGACUGGCUCAGAGCGUGUGGCUCAGCAAUGCAAGGAGAACAUCCACUCAAUCCAGACACUCCGGGACUUCCAGUACAUAGACCGUGAUGGCCAGGACCAGGGCGUGAACGUGCGCGAGAAGGCCAAGCAGCUCGUUUCUUUACUCCAAGACAAAGAGAAACUGAAGCAAGAGAGGGGCCAGGCUCAGACGACUCGUGAGCGCACAGCCCAUACCGGCAGUGUCAAGGCAUACGGCUCCAUGCCUCCACCCUACUCGGGAAGCCGCACCAGCCAGCCCACCAUGGCAGCCGUCUAUGGGGACGCGUACAGCCGCUCUCGAGGCUCACCCUCCUCCUACAACUUGUCCACUUCGCCCCCUCAUCUGGCCCCAGAGCUGGAGCAGGCGCGGCCGCAGACCAGCGGCGAGGAAGAGCUACAACUGCAGCUGGCGUUGGCCAUGAGCCGAGAGGAGAGCGAGAAGCCACCUCCUCCUGUGGAUAUCGAUGAACAGACACAACUUCAGAUUGCAAUGAGCCUCAGCAAGGAGGAGGCCCAAAAGAAGCCUCCUCCUGCUGUUACCCUGGACAUGGACGAAGAGACGCAGCUCCAGAUUGCUCUGAGCCUCAGUAAGGAGGAACAUCAGCAGGAGGAGCGAACUCGCCUGGGAGAUGAGUCGUUGCUCCAGAAAGCUCUUGAAGAGAGUAAAAGAGAAAUGGAAGCCAAAGCAGGAGGGUCUGCCAUGUUGGAUCUGAUGGAUAUUUUUGCUCCGGUCUCUGAAGCGCCACCCAGUGCCAGCCCGUGGGAUCAGUCUGGAGCUGGUGGUCACGCGCAGGCUGUGGGACCGCUGAGGGUCGACCCGUGGGAUUCUCUGGAACCAAGCUCCUCAGCUCGAGGUCCUGGUAGCUCCUGGGCAGCACCUUCCAGUCUUCACUCUCAGCCCUGGGACCAUCGGUCACGUCCUCCGGACCCAUGGGAAGCUCCUCAGAACGCCCCCAGUCCUGCUCCCUCAAGUCAGACAUGGCUCUCAACUGCGGCCCCUGCAGCCACAGGAAUAGAUCCUUUCUCUCCUCUAACAGCAGACAAAAAAGUAUCUGCUGUCCCAGUCAGAGGCUCGUCACCACGGCCCGGGAGUCCCACAGAUGGAGAUCUUUUUGAUGACGCCAUGGAUGGAGGUCAGGUGAACGUUAACGGUCGCAGUGAGGGAAGUCCAGAGUUAUUUGACUUGUCUCGUUUGGGAGAGAGUUUAGCAGAGCCAACGCCUCGGACCUGUCGCACUCCGGAAGCCUUCCUGGGCCCUGCAGCGGCUUCGCUCGUCAAUCUCGACUCCUUGAUUCCGCCAAAUCAGGCUCCUAAAAACCUAAACCCGUUUUUAACAGGUGUGAGUGCUCCUUCUGUCACAAAUCCAUUCCAAUACGAGCAGCCACGGCUCACGCUCAGUCAGAUGCGUCCUAGCUCCACGUCCCCUGCUCCCACCUCGCUGCAAUACAGCGCCUCUCUGCCUCUGCCUGCCAGCAAUCAGCCUUUGUCCUUACCCAGCUCCUUCACCCAGCCUUCAGAGGGACACGUUAACAUAGCCGGGAACCUGCCUCAACCGCUGCUCCCUCUCUCAUCCACAUCCACAUCCACACACGGACAGCCAGAUCAGAGUCAGAACCCCUUCCUCUGAGGGCUGGCGUGAGCAGAGCUACAUGUGGCCUGAAUGUAAGCUUGCUGGCCUGAGUAACAAUGCUUAUAACGGAGUGACGAUUUAACUGCAGACUUGGAUCUAAACUGGAAUAUAGUCCAAAUUAAAGACACUACUGUUUUAUACUGGCUAACUGUUUUCACAGCUCUUUGCUAUUGCUACUUAUCAUCUUAUAUCCAUCUGCACUACAGAACCAAUGUGUCUUUAUAAUCAUAUAAGCAAACAGCACAAAUUUCUUUUCUUUUUUUUUUUUAAAUAUAGGAUCAUGAUCUAAAUUCAGACCAAACUUCAACCCAUGAAAUGUAACGACCAGUAACUUUACAACACGUUACAGCUUCACCGAUCUCUCUAGACCUGCUUUGGUAAUCCUUCCUUUAGUAUUCCAUACACCCUGGUGACUCCCUGUUGCACUUUCCUUCUGUAUUAUUCAUUAUGGAUGACUGAUAUCAAUGAGCGGAAUAGCAUGGAAGCUAGCCAACAGCCCCAUCCCGAUAAUGAAGCUCACUCAGUCAAGGAUGUCUAAUCAGUGUGCCAGAUAUAUAACACCAGACCAAAACCUGUUUUUUUUUUAACCAUCAUUGAUAUUGGCUGCUAAGUGAACACACUUCAUGAAGGGAAUGAAUUUACUGUGGAGUGACGACAUACUAACAGAAUGUGUGAAUAAGAGACUGUUAUGGAAAAACAUUUCUCAUCAAAUAUAGGAAUGAAAAUGCAACUUGCUGUCAACUAAUGUAUGAUU